This is a messenger RNA of Colletotrichum navitas, 742 nucleotides long. RefSeq lists its product as uncharacterized. The record is from RefSeq and is a predicted model, not a curated record. Bases 157 to 609 code for a protein of 150 amino acids. The transcript has a single exon. Lineage: Eukaryota; Fungi; Ascomycota; Sordariomycetes; Glomerellales; Glomerellaceae.
CUUAAGGUGAGAUGAGACAUAUCCGAAGAGGAGACGGGGAAGGGGGGGAGCGAUGGGUCGUUGCCAAGCGAGAGGGAGGGAGGAAAAGAAAAAAGGGGACGAGUGAGUAUCCUAGCUAGGUAUCUCUCUGGCUCGAUAAGCUCCCUCGUUCGAAACAUGACACUCGAUCUGUCGAUGACGCGCUCUGGCGCAGACCUACGCCAGAAAAGUCAAACUUUUUAUCUUUUUUUUUUCUCACUCGCGCGCUCCUCAGUCCCUUUCGUCUCGUCGUGCAGAUUUGAUGCGGAAACCCGUGCGCUGUUCAAUCCAAAGACUUCAAAACCGACCCAGGACACGGCACCACGCGGCCCACGCCGUCUCUUUUUGUCUGCCUCUCGCUCCAACGCAAUACACGUUACGUCGGGUAGUUCCUGCGGUGGCCCGUUGGGCGGUAAGGUUUUUUUUUUCUUUUUCUUUCUUUUCUUUUUCCUUCCACUUCUUCUUUUUUCCCCCCUUCCCCUUCCCCCUUCUCCCUUUUCUGCACCCUCUCAGAGUUCCGCUGACACGCAUGGAUCACGAGGGAUCGAUGCGGCUCAAGCGUUGCUCGGUUCCCAUCUCCCGCAACUCUAAACCGCAUCUUGCUUGAACGGUUGGGGCGAGACAGGUCUUGAGGGAGGUAGGGAGAGAGAGAGACAGAGAGAGAGAGCGGGCGAGGAAUGGGUCUUCAUAUCAUUCCAUUCUUGGGGGGGACCCAAGACCGCGU